Molecule: messenger RNA, 863 nt
Organism: Staurois parvus
Lineage: Eukaryota; Metazoa; Chordata; Amphibia; Anura; Ranidae
Source: the annotation of a GenBank genome assembly
CAAGGACCCCGCAUUCACUAUAUCUGGUUUCCCACAGACCCUGCAUUCACUAUAUCUGGUCACCCCGGACCCUGCAUUCACUAUAUCUGGUCUCCCUGGACCCCGCAUUCACUAUAUCCGCUCUCCCCAGACCCCGCAUUCACUAUAUCCUCUCUCCCCGGACCCCGCAUUCACUAUAUCCGCUCUCCCCGGACCCCGCAUUCACUAUAUCCGCUCUCCCCGGACCCUGCAUUCACUAUAUCUGGUCACCCCGAACCCUGCAUUCACUAUAUCUGGUCUCCCCGGACCCUGCAUUCACUAUAUCCGGUCUCCCCGGACCCUGCAUUCACUAUAUCUGGUCUCCCCGGACCCCGCAUUCACUAUAUCUGGUCUCCCCGGACCCUGCAUUCACUGUAUCUGCUCUCCCUGGACCCCGCAUUCACUAUAUCCGGUCUCCCCAGACCCGGCAUUCACUACAUCUGGUCUACCACAGCACACAUAACAUGGAAAUGCAAUUAUUUUAGUAAAUAUAAACUGCUAAAUACCUUUUCUCAUCAGCAGUAUAUAGGAGUCUUGCGACUUCUAUCAGUAUCCAGCAGAGCACUGGUUAAAGCUUGUAGGAGGAGUUUUUAUUGCCCCCUGAUUGUCCUGUGAGGCUGCAAAACCCCUGACCCUCUGGACAGUGCUGAUUGGCCCUGUGCUGAUCACAUGCACCCUGCCAAGAAAAAAAAAAAAAACCUCUGUAGCAAUACACACCAAGCCGAGCAUGUGCAGCUUGCCCCCAAGACUCUGUUCUAUCAGCAGAUGGAUUGGGGACAGUAGAAGAAGCAGAUGAUCAGAGAAUACAGGAUCAAAUAGCCUUUUUACACAAUGCAGAGGAUUAA